This is a messenger RNA of Rodentolepis nana, 1623 nucleotides long. Lineage: Eukaryota; Metazoa; Platyhelminthes; Cestoda; Cyclophyllidea; Hymenolepididae. The record is from the annotation of a GenBank genome assembly.
AUGUUAUGGCACUUACUCUCUUCGUUUGUGGAAGAUGAGUAUCGACGGUUGCAACCACACGACACGUCAGAGGUAGUGAUGGGCCGAUUUGAAUUUGCAGGAAGGAAAGAGUUCCCAGCAUUGCCUCUAACAUCUCCAUGAGCGAGGUUAGUAGGUGAUAUGACCACAAAGAAAUCGUGGAAGAACAUUCCUGGAUCCCACCAGGAAAAGGUACCGGGCAAAUGAAAAGUGGAAAGUAAAGGAUUGGUACCGUUAACAGCAUGUGAGGUUAUUGGAGUUGUUGGCUGCAUGGGUUUAGUUCGAGUCAAUUUUGAGGGACAUGAAGUAAAAAUUGAAAUAAUUCUUAUAAGGAGAUCGCACCACUUCUGCUUCACAGUUGAAUCAAGAAGACACAUUGAUGCAAAUACUAGGUUCAGCAUGAGAAAACUGAAGAGGUUAAGGAGUAAGGGACCAGUCAGAGGACGAGAACCAUUAACCACCUCAGAUACCUCUUCCGCUGAUGGCUGAACAUCCCGACGUACACGUGUAGGUGCUGCUGUUGAGUUAAAAGAUUGUGCAGAGUCGUAGAAUAAAGUAAUUUCAGAUGCAAAUGGUGUUUUGCAAGCAGCUGAAGCGGUUGUACUGUCCAAACCCAUUAAGUGAUGACGUAGUUGGCAAAAGAGAAGUAGGCGCUGCGUUUCGAGCCAUUUAGGUUCCUCCAAAUAGGCAUAAGCGUGAACCCCAACAGAGAAUGUUACAAUCGCCAACAAAACUAGGAUAUAUAUCACGUAAGCACGAAAGCACAUGGAUAUUCUAUGGGCCAUCUCCCGAUCAACUGGGAAAUAGGACGCUGUCACAAGGUAAUUACUCAGUCGACGCAUAGAUUUCAUAGCUCGAGAGAGAUAAAAGACCUUAAGGACGGCACAAAGAACAAUGGGGGUGAUAACCAUUGAGCAGUAGACCCAGAGCGUACGAAUUCCAACUAGACAUAAUCCCGAUAAUGGUUCGCCAUCAAUCUAAAAUUGAUAAAAUAUUUACACUACAGAAAAUGGGGACAUGAGUAUUGUGUGGAAUCGACUCACUUCAGAAACCGUAAGACUGAUAAGAACAAAUACAAUGGCCACAGCGAACGCUAUAAUAUGAAGGCAUGUGAUUUGAGAACCCAUUGAAUUAAAAGUGCCACGUUGACCCUCAAUAGAUUGAAGAUCAUCAGUGAUUGUACAGUUAUUGGUAUUAAUAUAAAUGAGUCGAUAGACCAAGGGUAGUAAGCGAUUAUCUAAAUCGAAACCGUUUUCGCUUAUUUUUUUGCUUCCUUUCUCCUCCAUUUCUGGAGAGAUGCUCGGGUGCUUCUUUGUAGAAACUUCAGGACUAGCAGGGGACAUUGAUCUCUCCAUUGCUUCAUUAACACCAAUACGCCUCUUGGAAAGUUCGCAAGAGUCAGGAGGAAGAAGCAGACCCGGCUGUUGCUUGCUGCUGCCCCUACCGCCGAAGCGUUGGAGACGGCGAAGACGUUUGCUAACGCUGUUGACACCACCACCGCCGCCACUGAUAUCAAGACGACGCAGAUUGAAGGCAGAUAAGGAAGCAGGUGUAGGGGAGGCGAUUUUGGAGGAGGAAUCGCGAAAGGAAGUGAAGAGGGUGUAA